AUGCUUCCCAUUGUGAUCAUCGUGUCGAUCUUCGUGGCUCUCAACAUUGCCGAUCCAGUGCCCGGGCGUCAAUACGACAUGUCUUAUUGUUCCGGACACACAAUUUUCCUCUUCCCGAAAAUCUUUGGGAAUGGCGAAUCAGUGGGCCUUUGUUUGUCCCCGUUGAGCCCUGGGAAUCCUCCGUGUGCAAACUUGCCAAAGAAAAUUGCGAAACGAGUUCUUUCGGCGAAGCUCACCUCGAUCGAUGCUUGCUUCAAGCUCUAUGAUAAGACCGAAUGCGACAGUGAGAAGUUUGUCCGGGCCAACAAGGACACGAUGAACAAAUUGAAAGAUUUCACGGCGAACGGGCUGGACACUGAUUGGCAAUCAGUUGGGUUAUGCAAGAAUAUGGAGGACAACGAUAAA
This is a messenger RNA of Mesorhabditis belari, 405 nucleotides long. Lineage: Eukaryota; Metazoa; Nematoda; Chromadorea; Rhabditida; Rhabditidae. The record is from the annotation of a GenBank genome assembly.